Molecule: messenger RNA, 1613 nt
Organism: Leguminivora glycinivorella
Lineage: Eukaryota; Metazoa; Arthropoda; Insecta; Lepidoptera; Tortricidae
Product: trichohyalin-like
Exons: 11
Coding region: 418-1488 (356 amino acids)
Source: RefSeq, a predicted model, not a curated record
GACGACAUCACCAAGCCAUCGGUUUAUUUCGGACAUCCUUUCCGCUUUUGGGAGCAAAGGCGAAGACUUGAAGCAGAGCCCACAAUCAACGUGGAAGAAAUAAAGACACUGGGAGACAUCGUUGACUAUGACAAGGUUCAUUUGCACAAAGCGAUAAUAAACAGAACAAGCGAGAAAGUCCAAGCCCUAUUAGACACAGAAGACCUUAACCUCUGACAUAGACAACACAAACUAAAACAUCUUCUAGAAGACGAAGAGGAAACGCUAAGACAAGAGUUAGAAGCGAAACGGGCGCAGAAAGAGUGCGGGUAUUGUAAAGAAAAGCAGAGUAAACUGAAGAGCUAUGAAGAAGAGAUUGAGAGGGAGAAAAUAAGGGAAUGUUUGAAGGCUUUGGAGAGGGAGAAAAUUGCCAAAGGAAUGAAGUGCACCAAAGCCGAUGAAUACAAUCUCAGAGCCCUACAGAAGGCACAGAUGGAAGAGAAAUUACACAUAGAAAUGGAACAAGCCAACAUUGAUAGGAUGUGGCAUCAAGUCUUGUUAGAUGAUGUGAGGAGAAAGGAACAAUAUGAAAGGUACCAAGAGCACAGAAGGCAGCAGGAGAUGCGUGAACGCCGGCGAGCCUACGACGAGCAGAUCGCCAGCGCCAGUAGAAAGAGACGGGAGAUGUUGUGUGAGGAGAGGGAGCGAGAGAACAGGAGGCUCGAACGAAUGAGGAAGAAGAUGGAACAGGACCAUUAUGAAGCUUUAAAACGCAAGAAAGAACAACAGAUGAAAAAUCGAAUUAACUUCAUAGAGGGCCACGAAAUGAAGUUACAGAGGCUAGCUUCAGAAAAGUCGAAGGCAAGACAAAUGGACGAUAAUGCCAUAAGGAGGGCUAUGCAGGAAAUCGAGCGGGAGACACGGAGAAAGAGGGAUCAGAUGACGCAACUACAAAUAGACAAGCAAAAUUUCGUAACCCACCACAACCGCGAGAGGCGGAUGGCGCAGGCGUUAGAGCAGGAUAGAGAUUACGUCGUCGACCAAUGGAUGAGAGAGAAAGAGAAUAUCUUGGAUGAGGGAGUUAGACAAGCAGAAGAAGAAAAACGGGCGCAGAAACAGAAACUUGCCGAAGAAUACAGGACACACAUAGCAGAGAGAAAUCACGAGUUAGAAAGAGAACGUCAAGAGCGGGACAUGAAAAUGCAAGCCGUGAGGAACGAGGCAGUGAGAGAACUACAUAAGAAUUUGGACAGUGCCAACCAGGAGCUGAAACGGCAGCUAGAAUAUCGACAGAACCUAGCCACUCAAAUUAGAGAUACACAUAAAGUUAAGUUAACUGAGUCAAUGCAAGAAACAAGAAAGUUACAACCUUUCACUAAGAAGGCAGCUAUGUUCAAGCAAGCGAUGGAGAGAAUCGGCACUGAUCCAAAGAGAACAAGCACGAAUCCUGUUCACCCAUUCAGAAGAAUUAUGGAAUCAGAAAACAUUCAGACCCUACCUUCAAUUUAGAAUAAAACGUUAAAGGUACCAAGAAAAAUAAAAAAUACAUAUUCAACAAGACGUAACAGAUCAAUUUCCCUAAAACAAAUUAAAUUUCGCGCCUUAUAUCUUCCUGUUUCCGGUCAUUUGCUCAA